Molecule: messenger RNA, 339 nt
Organism: Fusarium musae
Lineage: Eukaryota; Fungi; Ascomycota; Sordariomycetes; Hypocreales; Nectriaceae
Exons: 2
Coding region: 1-339 (112 amino acids)
Source: RefSeq, a predicted model, not a curated record
AUGAAGGAUCGAGGUGUUGACUUCAUCCUCUGUCCUGCCUACGUCGGGCCUGCUGCAAAGUUGGGCGAUGGUCAUUACAUUCCGUACACGGCCAUUUGGAAUCUCCUAGAUCAGCCAGCCAUUUCAUUCCCGACUGGACUAAAGGUUGAGCCAACCGAUACACCAUACUUUGACUUCAAACCCCGUUCCGCUGAAGAGGAAAGAGAAUACAAUAAGUUAGUAGACUCGCCCGAAGAGUAUGCUGAGGCGCCAUUGGCAUUGCAAGUAGUUGGUAAACAUUUUUGUGAUGAAGACACGGUCGCCGCUGUAGAGUUGGUGUCAAAGAUUGUCCAAGGAUGA